AUGGCGACCGAGGCGAAGCGCCCGCGGGUGGCGGGACCCGUGGGCUGCAGCGAAGCAGAUCCAGACCCAGUGGCGCGCUUCCUGAGCUGGUGCGGGCAGGUGGGGCUGGAGCUGAGUCCCAAGGUGGCAGUGAGCCGGCGGGGCACGGUGGCCGGCUACGGCAUGGUGGCCCGCGAGAGCGUGCAAGCCGGAGAGCUGCUGUUCACGGUGCCGCGGGCCGCGCUCCUGUCUCAGCACACCUCCUCCAUUGGCUGCCUGCUGGAGCGAGAGCGAGGCGCGCUGCAGAGCCAGUCCGGCUGGGUGCCGCUGCUGCUGGCGCUGCUUCAUGAGCUGCAAGCCCCGGCCUCGCUUUGGAGCCCCUACUUUGCGCUCUGGCCGGAGCUGGACCGCUUGGAGCACCCCAUGUUCUGGCCGGAGGAGGAACGCCGGCGCCUGCUGCAGGGUACAGGUGUGCCCCAGGCUGUGGAGAAGGAUCUGGCCAACAUCCGGAGUGAAUAUCAAGCCAUCGUGCUGCCCUUCAUGGAAGCACAUCCCGACCUCUUCAGUCCCUGGGUUCGCUCCCUCGACCUCUACCAGCAGCUUGUCGCUCUUGUAAUGGCCUACAGUUUUCAGGAGCCGCUGGAGGAAGAUGAUGAUGAAAAGGAGCCUAAUCCUCCCUUGAUGGUGCCUGCUGCAGACAUACUCAAUCACUUGGCUAACCACAAUGCCAAUCUAGAAUACUCACCAGAUUGUCUGCGGAUGGUUGCUACCCAGCCCAUCCCUAAAGACCAUGAAAUCUUCAACACUUACGGGCAGAUGGCUAAUUGGCAACUGCUUCAUAUGUAUGGCUUUGCUGAACCAUACCCUGGCAACACUGAUGACACAGCUGACAUUCAGAUGGUGACAGUUCGUGAAGCAGCAUUACAGGGAAAAGCUGAAACGGAAAGACUCGUACUAUACGAACGCUGGGAUUUCUUGUGCCAGUUGGAGAUGGUCGGGGAAGAGGGAGCCUUUGUGAUUGGGUGGGAGGAGGUGGUUACAGAAGAGGAGCUGACCACCACACUCAAGGUUUUGUGCAUGUCUGCUGAGGAGUUUAAGGAAUUUAAAGACCAGGAUGGAUGGGAAGAUAACAGAGGUGAAGACAGUCUGAUGAUCUCAGAUAUUCCCAAACUCAGAGCAUCAUGGAAACGACUGCUUCGGGAUAGCAUUCUGUUGACCUUGCAGGCCUAUGCCACGGACUUAAAAACUGAGCAAGAUUUACUCAGCAAGGAGGUAUAUACCAAACUUAGCUGGAGGGAACAGCAGGCGGUACAGGUGCGCUAUGGUCAGAAGAGGAUCUUACAUAAUUUGUUGGAAUUGACAAGUUAG
Molecule: messenger RNA, 1347 nt
Organism: Elephantulus edwardii (Cape elephant shrew)
Lineage: Eukaryota; Metazoa; Chordata; Mammalia; Macroscelidea; Macroscelididae
Gene: SETD6
Product: SET domain containing 6
Exons: 9
Coding region: 1-1347 (448 amino acids)
Biological process (GO): peptidyl-lysine monomethylation
Cellular component (GO): nucleus
Molecular function (GO): protein binding; protein-lysine N-methyltransferase activity
Source: RefSeq, a predicted model, not a curated record